This is a messenger RNA of Cygnus atratus (black swan), 3896 nucleotides long. It is a transcript of the gene SPRTN, whose product is annotated as SprT-like N-terminal domain. Gene Ontology annotation, molecular function: single-stranded DNA binding; polyubiquitin modification-dependent protein binding; metalloendopeptidase activity. The record is from RefSeq and is a predicted model, not a curated record. NCBI's taxonomy places the organism in Eukaryota, Metazoa, Chordata, Aves, Anseriformes, Anatidae. The coding region runs from base 36 to 1547 and encodes 503 amino acids. Gene Ontology annotation, cellular component: nucleus. Gene Ontology annotation, biological process: DNA repair. The transcript is spliced from 5 exons.
CAGUGCGCGUGCGCGGAGGCGGUGGGGCCGCCAAGAUGGCGGAGGCGGCGGAGGGGGGGGGCGGCGACAGCGACCUGGCGCUGGCGCUGCAGCUGCAGGAGCUGUGGGAAGCCGAGGACGGGGAGGCGGUGGCGGCCCGUGCCGAGCCCCCGGCCGUCCCCGAGCCGCUCCGGCCGCUGUCGGUGGUGGACGAGGCGUGGGAGCUGCUGGACCCCAGCCCCGACGUGCGCGGCCUGUUCGUGCAGCUCAACGAGGCGCUCUUCUGGGGGCGCCUGGCCGCCGUGGAGGUGGCGUGGAGCCCCCGCAUGACGCUCUGUGCUGGAGUGUGUAGAUAUGAAGGAAAAGGUGGAAUGUGUUCUAUUCGUUUAAGUGAGCCGCUCCUUAAGUUAAGACCGAGGAAGGAUCUUGUUGAGACACUGUUACAUGAAAUGAUUCAUGCGCUGCUCUUUGUCACUAAUAAUGACAGAGAUCGUGAAUCUCAUGGGCCAGAGUUCUGCAAACACAUGCGUCGCAUUAAUCGCUUGACUGGAGCCAAUGUCACAAUCUAUCACAAUUUUCAUGAUGAGGUAGAUUUGUACCGCCAGCACUGGUGGCGAUGCAAUGGCCCCUGUCAAAAUAGAAAACCUUAUUUUGGGUAUGUGAAACGUUCGAUGAAUAGAGCACCCUCUGCACGAGACUUCUGGUGGGCUGAGCAUCAAGAGAAGUGUGGAGGUACAUUCAUAAAAGUGAAGGAGCCAGAGAACUUCUCUAAGAAAUCCAAGGAAAAAAAUGAGCCAGCAGAACUUCCAAAUUCCAAGUCAACUAACAAAGACAAGAAACACGUGGAUGCUAAGAAAGAUCUGAUUCCUUUUAGUGGAAAUGGCUAUCGGCUUGGAGGAAGAGAUGGUGGACUCUCAGAAAAAAACAUAAAUUUCAUCAGCAGCAUUAAAAACAGUGAAAAAUCUGAUUGGCAGCAUCGAUCAGCAGGAAGCACAAUACCAAUCCCUAAAAACGAGAUAAAAUUUGAAAAAUCACCCCGUAAUGGUAUCUCUUUUCCGUUCUAUACUGAUGAUACCAGUAAGAAGGUGAACUUGGCUUCGAAGCGUGAUUUCCCUAAACUCUCUGUUGCUGAUACAAAAGCGUACAAGAAUGUUGACGGAUCACCUGUUAAAAUUUCUCGUGCCACGGAAGAACAAUCAAAGCAAGGCUCUGCAAAAGGCAAGAGGGCUUUACCAUGCUAUAAUAACAGGCCACCAAAACAAACUUGUUUUGAGCAGGCAACAACGGGUCAGGUAGCAUCUGAGAAGAAAGGUUUAGAAAAUAGAGUGCAGCAAUGGCCAAAAAAGGAAGACAAAACUGCCUUUGAAAACUAUUUCAUAAAAAAAGAGAGUACUGAUACUACUUUAAGUAUAAAUACACCCGUGAAAACCAAAGCUGAAUCUACAGUGUCCUCCUCUGCAAGUUCCAGUGCUACUGAAUGGAAGGAAAAAAAAGUCAGUUGUCCUGUUUGCCAGGCUGAGGUUUUGGAGCCGAAAAUAAAUGAACACCUUGAUUCUUGUCUUGUAUAAAGCCUCUCGGAGGGCUGCCUUGAAAAAAAUAAACCAAGGCUGAAAACACUGCUUGAAAAUUAGUUUGCUCAGGGUUUGCUUAGCUGUAGUUGUUUCUGUGUGCCUGUCCUGAACUGCAAUUUAAACUACUGUCAGCAUGCUGAAGAGUAAGUUCUGUGGAGCUGCACAUCAGCACUGACUGGAAAACUAGCUGCUAGUUGUGUUACAAAGACUCUAAUGCUCAUGUUUUAGUAGGUGGAUGCUUGUGCUAACGUUCUUAUUGCACAGCCUGGGUAUUGCAAGAGAAGGUGGAUACUUGCUGAACUGCAAGUUUUCAAGGCAGUUUUAAAAAUGAAGACACUUUAAGUCCUGCUAAUUUAUCUUUGUUCCUAGGACCAUUUUUUAUAUAUUUUUGGCUGUUCUUAAAGUUAACUACUUGUAAUAGAUAAACAUUGUCUACUGUAACGUAGUUAAACACCAGAUAGUUUUAGAACAGCAAGUAUUUUGCUUAAGCCACCAUUACACUCUCAGGUGGUCCUUCUAACCUCUGACCUUUUAGAGAAGAUAGAUGUGAAUGAGAAACUCACGGGAAAUCCAGAGGGGCAAUAAGGAUGCUAAGAAAUCAAACACAGAAUACUUGGUAGAUUAGGAGGAGGCUCUAGGCUAUGAGAGCUCAUUAAAAAUAAAUAAAUAACGGGGCUUUGUUUCCAAGAGGAUUUGAAAGCUAGCUAUUCUGUUAAAAGUUGCAGUGGUCAAAUGCAAGCUAAUAAACUUCGGUCUUCUGUGUGUCUUUUGGUCAAGGAUCCCAGCUAGGUUCUCCAUCCACUCUUUUUUCUGAUGUUUUGCACAAACUUGUUGAUAGCUCACUACUUCUCAGCAUACAGGUAUUAUGUACGUGAACUGCCCCACGUGGGCUGGCUCUGGUAAGUGAAAGUGAGGAAUAUUGGUAGCAAGACUGGUAAAGACUGUUUCUGGCCAUGUCAUAACAGGCUUCACAAUUUUUCAGUUUUCAGUUAAGCUUCCAGUGCUUUACAGACCAAAAUGGCAUUGAAUUGACUUUAGCUGACAGUCUUUGUUUUGCUACUUCAGUAAGUCAGCCAGUUUGGUGUUUAGUAUUCACCAGGCCAGGCAGUUGAAUACUAAAGCCAUUGUGCUGUAAAUUGUGACUGCUGAGCAGAUGUGUAUUCUAUAUAAACCUUCUGAAAUGUUUAUCGUUCCUUUUGCUGCUGAAAGUACUUAACUGGUUAAACAAUUAACAGUUUGAUUCCUUACUUGUAAAACUGGUUAUAAUUAGUAUUGUUAGAAAAGGAAAAAAAAAAAUGCUGUUUCAUAUAAUACCAAUGCUACAACUUUAAAUGGCUAUAUUAGCCUUAGAUACACAUAUUUUAUCUUUAUAUAUAAUACUUGUAGUUCUUUUUUGAGACAAAUAAACUGAUGUGCAAUAGAAUUUGGUAAAUUAUCUUUACUCCUUGAAAUGGUGUAUUUUAAAGUUUUGACGCUACAGAUGUUUAAUAUGAAUCAGUUUGUUCUUCUUGCAUUUCCUGAAUAAAUUGUUAAUUUUUACAUUUUCAUUAAUCCUGGUUUUCACAUGACAGUCAUGGCCAUCUUACAUUACUCAUCAGUGCUUUCAAUUGCUUAUCCAGUAGCUCGUCUGGUUUAAUAGAUCCUUUCUAUAUCAACAUUUUCCCUUUUUAUAUUUCCCUUUAUAUUCACCAAUAUCCAUUUUUAAAUUGUAUUGACCUCUGCCAUCUCCACUGUAUGUAUAGACCGGUUUAACUUCUGUUGCAUUUCAUUGGAAAACGCUGAUUUUUACACAAACUAAUGUUUUCUGCUUCUAAAACUUGAUUUGGCGUGUUCAUUUUCCAUACAUCCUUCUUAAAACCACAGUGUCUAUUAGUAUUUCCAGUGAAACGUGACAUUACAAGGACAGCAUUAUUACUCGGAAGUAUUUGGACAGCAAGGUGUGGGGUUUUUUUGGUGGUGAUGUUUUUUUCUUUUUUUCACGACAAGGGUGGUUACUACAAGUCUCUCACAUGAAUGUUUUUUUGAGAGAUGUUUCUUCUCUAUCAGGAAACUGAUGAGAAACAAUAGUUUGUCUUCCAACUGCAACUGGUGAGAGUAAAGGAGAGGAGCGGAUUAUGGGUGCUGGCAAAUGUAUUAGUCAUACUGGAAUGGAAUUUUUUUUAAAUGGUCGUCUUUUACAUCAACAACGUUUAUUUGAACAGCAAAUAGAAAAACAAAUGUGGGAAUUGAUCUGUAGUAUUCCAGUGAAUAAUAUAGCCUAUGAAGCGGAAAAAUAGUAUUAACUAUUAACAUUGGAAAGUCCCAUUCAAAUAUAAAAUGUCCUAAAGAUGCAGUAAAAUAUCUUUU